AUGAGUCUGAAAUUGCUCCUGGAGGAAUUCAAACUCUGCAACGUUUCAGAUGAUCAAAAUGAAAAUUCGAGAAACAAAUCGCAGAAAUGGACAAGGAAUGAAAUUCUCACACUAGUGUCUGCAGCAUCGCUGAACCUUAGCUCUAUGAUUUGUUAUUCAAUUUUGACACCUUUCUUUCCAAAAGAGGCAGGAGAGAAAGGAGCCAGCGCUUCUAUUGUUGGAAUGAUUUUUGGAUGUUUUGCUUUAACCAAUCUUCUAUUUUCACUGGUAUUGGGAAAAUAUAUUGUGCAAAUUGGAGCCAGUUUCAUGUUUCUGACUGGGUUGUUUGUUUCUGGCUGCUGUACUAUCCUUUUUGGCUUAUUGGAUAAAGCUCCAGAUGGACCCAUAUUUAUCUCUUUGUGUUUCAUCACAAGAUCAGUGGAUGCAAUAGGGUUUUCCGGGAGCACUACUGCCUCGUUUUCAAUCCUUGCGGCAGUUUUUCCAAACAAUUUGGCCACAAUAAUGGGAUUUGUGGAAGUAUUCGCUGGGAUUGGCCUAAUGUUGGGUCCACCUAUUGGAGGCUUUUUGUACCAAUCUUUUGGAUAUCAAGUUCCGUUUAUUUCGCUAGGCUGUGUCAUUCUUUUAAUGAUACCUUUAAACAUGUGCAUUUUACCAACAUUUGAUGGAAUUGCCAGCAAAGAAUCAUUCUGGAAGCUACUUGCAAUUCCUCAAAUAUCUUUAGUGUGCCUGGUUGAAUGUUCUACAGCUUCUUGCAUUGGCUUUCUGGAUCCCAUCUUGUCGCUUUUUGUAACUAAGAAGUUCAACUUACAGCCCAGAUAUGUAGGACUAAUGUCUCUAGGAUUCGCUAUGUCAUAUGCUCUAGUCUCCCCAAUAGCUGGAUAUUUAAGUGAUAAGAUGCCAAGACUCAGGAUGUGGCUAAUGUUUGUUGGAAGUUGGCUUAUUGCUUUCAGCUUUCUCCUUUUGGGACCAGCACCUAUUUUUCAUAUCAAGUGCCGGCUUUGGAUGUUUGUUUUGAUGCUGAUACUCAGUGGGAUUUCAGUCGGCUUGUGUGAUAUUCUGGUUUUUCCAGAAAUCAUCUCCACUGUUUAUGAGAAUGGAUUUGAAGAGGGUCUUGGUACGUUAGGUCUAGCGUCUGGAAUUUUUCAUGCAAGUUCGUGUCUUGGAGCGUUUUUAGGACCAACACUGGGUGGAAAUCUAUAUGAAAAACUGGAUUUUGAGUGGGCUGCAGCCAUACAAGGAAGCUUUCUAUGUUUUGUUGGUAUGCUGAUGGGUUUGUACUUAAUAGUGGAAAUGGUGCAGAAAAGGAGACAUAUACCAUUGGCUUCAACCGCUCUCUGUGAUGGCGAGUUCCACAUUCUUAUCACUCUUUGGGUCACAUUCUGGGAAUAGCACAGAUGAAGAGAGAGCACCAUUAAUAACAAACUGAAUUUGGAAACUUCUGUAUGGACUACAGUUCUCUUGUUGACAGCUUUUGGACAUCUUAGUAUU
Carcharodon carcharias (great white shark) is the source of this 1488-nucleotide messenger RNA. RefSeq names its product solute carrier family 18 member B1 (gene slc18b1). Gene Ontology annotation, biological process: transmembrane transport. The record is from RefSeq and is a predicted model, not a curated record. Lineage: Eukaryota; Metazoa; Chordata; Chondrichthyes; Lamniformes; Lamnidae. Gene Ontology annotation, molecular function: transmembrane transporter activity. The coding region runs from base 1 to 1389 and encodes 462 amino acids. The transcript has 15 exons.